ACAAUUGCUUCGUUCAGCGCUUUGUUCAAAUACACAAUCCCUGCCAAAAGUCGUGGAAAACUAAUGUCAGUGUUCAGGAGAAAAUUCAACCAUCCUCCUCUCCCCGAGCAAUUUUGGCAUAAUAGGAGUGAAAGGGUGAAAAGAAAUUUUGUAUCUUAAUCCUGAACUUUCAUUGUGGCUAUCUUUUCAAAAAUGUCUAGAUAAUAACGUUCAACCAUCAAAAGGAUCAAUUUUGUUUGUUUUUCAUAGCAGUUGCUAUUUAUCAAAUUGUUAAUGAUUGUUAUCGACUUUUUUCAGUCGAAAUCUUUGUUUUUAAAAUUAAUUACAUGCUUGUGGUUGUUUAUGCAGAGGUUUGGCCUACCGCUAUAAUUGUUACUCUAGGUCUUUGUAGCGCGUUUGUUUAGAAUUCAAAUAUACUCAUAGGCGGGCUCUUAGAAUGUCACUCUUGCCUACUUCAGCCAUAGUUGUUUUUCCUCUCGCUUAGAAUCUAAUAGAAAAGGCCUAGCUAGAUAUCAGAAGGUUGUUUAGCGUUUUGUAAUCAAUUUUGUUCAAUUUCAUAUAUGAUUCAUGUGCAUUCAUACGAGAAUUUCCAUGAAAUGAAUCUAGCAGGUAUUUUUAAAUCGACUUAUCUUAAAUCCAGAUUCCUUGAAAAACGGUGUUAAGAUUUGGACCCUUCCCUAAUGUAUUUAGGGGCUUUGGCUAGGGCUGAGACGUCGUGUUACAUAUGCGCCAAGAGCUGAGCUGUGUAACUAUUUACGAUGGAAUGGUAUUGAGAGGGGUCCUUGCAUAAUGAUUAAAUAAGUAUACAAAUAUCAGUGACUUCAUCAAGGACUUUAUCUCAGUUUUCUUCCCCAGGCACAAUAAUGCUUGUUACACUUCUUUGGACCAGAAAGAUUACGACAACUUGUGGGUUAUGCACCUUGUUGCCCCAGGCCCCUGAUUGACUGAAAGUGAACUGUUGGUCCAAUCAGAGCUGAUCCUGCCUUUAAUCAGCUGACCGUCCACAGAGCACUUUGAGGCUAUCUUUUUUCAUAUUUAGCUGCUCUUGAUUUUAACAGCUUUUGGUUAAAUCUCAAUCGUAUCUACAACCCCGGACAGAACCAGUUGAUGUUUUCUUUCGAAAAAUAACCUUUCCCCUCCCCCGAUUCAAUGUUUAUUGCAUCUUUUCGAAGCGCAAAUGAUGGAGUUACUAAUCCAAAAUUGAUUGGGGGAAAGGAGGAUUUUAAUUUACAGGGGCAACGUAAAGUAGAAAAUUGCAAGAAAUUACAUUUUGUCUGAACAAUUUAGUCCGGGAUUGUAGCUAGACCAACUUUUUGAAAUGUGAAGAAAAAACUCACUGAAUAUUUCAUGAGCAAUAAAAGCUAGUAAGAUGAUAAAAAAAUUAAGAUAAAUUUUACAAAAAUCUUUUCACGCAGAUUUUUUAUCACUUUUUCUUGAAAGGCAGCCAUUGGGAUUGGAGUUGAUGAGUUAAAGUAAAUACAGAGAAAAGGUGCUUUGCAAUUUCUCUUUUACCAAAACUAGACCAUUUUUGCCCGAAAGGUAAAAAUGCAUUCUUUGAAAGCAUAUUUUUGCAGUAUAUCGCAAUAAAAGCUUUUUUGUUGAAGAACUUCUGUAUUGUCUGAAAAUUCUUGGUCGAUACCGUAAGCGUCUUGAAAGCCCUAUUGUAAAAUGGACUUAGUAAUUCAAGGAAAAAACAUCUUCAGAAAGCUUUGAAGUGUUACAAAUGCAAUUAAAGCUUCAUUUCUGCCCUCAUGUGAAGCUGCUUUUCAUAUUAAAAUCCUGGAAUAUGCCAAUAAAUGUAAUUGUUAUGCUCGGAAUUUCGUAUCUGGAUUUGGUUGUCUGGUAGCGAUGGGCCUAAUUGUUAUCUGGUCUUUGCUAUUUUUGUUGCCAACCAGUUUCAUCCUCAGACACUUUAUUCUCUGAAUAAAUAUGGACGAAUUCUGGUCAACUUUAACACAUUUCGAUGACUGGGUCAUUGUCGACACGCUUUUGGGUUCUCACGAAAAGAAUCCGGAUUCGUGCGAAAAAGAGGAAACAAAGAAACCAGUAGUGAAACGAAAUAAGCUCGGCACAACAACAAUAACAAAUGUCAUUGCAGACGGCCAGAGAAGCAUCGAACAAGAUGUUCAGUUAUUAGAAGACUUAAACAAACUUGCUGUUGAAUCCAAGAAACAUGUAUCACUGAAAUCAAACUGCAAGCCAGAAGGCGCCUUCUCCCACCCGCUAGCAAACAGUUUGCUAAAGUUGCGUGAAAUUAAUCUUGAAAUACAGAGAUUACGAUGUCUAACUCAAACCGAGAACCUUCAGGUUGACAAAACUACUGAAGAAAGAAGAGCAAGGAGCUACUCGUGCCCAGACUCCAUAACUGCACGGAACACAGACAGGAUGGCUCACGGCGUUCGUCGGCGUAGUGGGUCAUUGACUUCUUGUGGUGAAGAAAACGUCGAGAGUAGAUUGCCAGGUCUCACUAAUGAAUUGAAUGAAGAAGCUGGAGAUAAUUUGGGCGAAGAAGACUCGCAUGGGAAGAUCAAAUGUGAUUUUGUACAAGCAGAGAGUCAGGAUUUUGAAGAAGGGGAAAUCGAAACGGAGAAAUCGCUGUUGCACGAAUCAGAAAGGAACUCAUCUAUAGAAAGUGGAUCUUCUUUAGAUGAGGCGCCGGGAAAUGAAGAUGCGAACAAUGAUAGCAGUAAAACAUUUGCUCAUAAUGAGCCUUUUACCACAGACAAUUUAAAGACAGAGUCAGAGAGGUUUGUUGAAAGUACAUCACUGGGAGAUAAUGUUGGUGAUAGCAGUCUUAGUGAUGUUGCAGAUGGGAGCAUGAUUGACCGAAGUGUGUGUAGCACAGAGGAAGAAAACUCGGUCCUUGUUGCGGAAGAGGAGAGCACCGAUGACCAAGAGAAUUCGGAACUGAAUGUGGAAUCCCCUGAAGAUAUACCCUCAAUCAAGGUUGCAGAUUCAUCAAUAGCUGUGUCUCAAAAUCAGGCCGAGGCUAUGGCUGGAGAAUACGCAGAUGCCAAUGUUGUUCAUGAAGAUCUUGCUGUUGCUACACAGGCAGCUCAAGAUGAAGCGACACAGAGUUUUGAUCAACAGGAUUUCGUUGGUCGAUCAGGCAAUAACAUGAUGUCGGAGAUGCGCAUGCUGACUGCUGUUACGGAGGAGACUGAAGAGGAGCUCUUGGAGCUAGAUGUAAAAGAAACAUUAGACCCGAACACGCAGAAAAGCCACUCGAUGGAAGAGUUGAAAGCGUUGCGUCGUAAUGAGGAGAGGCUGCAUCGUUCGGCAGAACAUGUAAAUUUGCCUAGAGUUGUUCUACGAAAAGGAAUUUUGAAAAAGGACCGACCGUUAUCUGACAAUUAUGAAAACAUCAAGAUGGUUGCAAGAGAAAGUCAGUUCAACAGACUUGGUAAGAUGUCCGAUAGUGACGAUAGUGUGAACGGCCUGGACAAAAGGAAGAGCAAAAGCCUUGAUGCGAUACUUAUUGAUGAAGAGAACGGAAAAUCGCCCUCUUUGACGUCCAGUCAGCUGAGUUUGUCAGACAUUCAUGGAAGCGUAGAGUCAUUGCGGUCGAUGGAUCGAUUAGAGCCACAGGGACUGCCGCUUUAUCGAACGAAAAGUAUAGGGUCUUCUUCACGGGAUCACAGGGCAUCACUCAACGACAUUACCUUCUCGGUACAAGGAGAUCUGGAUGAGCCAGCGCCUAUGCUGAAGAAGAAAAGGUCGAGGUUUAGUUUCAAAAGGAAGUCAAAAUCAACAACAUCGCUAGACAAAAAGGGCAUUGGUUCACAGGAUGACGAGAGACGGAGGACAAUUAUGGGAGGCAUCAGCACAGAGAGGCUGUUCGCUUCCAGGAAGGGAGAGGAGUACGACAAGACGAAACGACACACUAUGAUCGAAACGAGUAGCAUCAGCAACAGAGAUUCUGGCAUUGAUUCAACGUGUGAAUUGAGACUUGACGAUAUAAUGCUAACCACAGCAAUCUCCAAGGAUGGAUUGCAUAUACCAAGUAUAUCGGAGAUUGGAUUACACCCGUCAAAGGACAGAACCCGCUCAUCUAGUGAAAUAAGUGGAGACAGAGAUACAGAAGAUGACGAGCUUGACAUUGACACUGAUGAAGGCACUAGCUCUGAAAUAGCUGAAAGGGUGCGAAAGAGUUCGGUCUGUACCGAGGAGAAGAAAAAGGAGAAGAAAUUUGGAAUAUUAAGAAAAAACAAAAAGGAAAAGAAGUCUGGAAAAGACAAAGAGCAGCUUGACAAGGGCUUGAAGAAAAGCCAUAAAGACGGGAAGACAUCGUUUCUUGGAAAGAAGCAUUCAUUUCGUCAAGGAACACGACCAGCCUCAAUGAACAUUAGUUCGUCUGAUUCCAAGAUGUUCGCUCGCGGAUCAUCGAUGGGCAAGCCCGGAUCAGGUGCCAUGCAGUCCGCGUCUAUGGACAAUCUUCGUUCCUCCGGACGUGGAAGGCCUUCUCCAACCGGGACAAGAAAAAAUCUUGAUGUUGUCGACGGUGUCACAGAUGUAGAGCAUUUAUCAACAAAUCUGAACAGUGCUCUGAGUUCGUCACUUGGAUCAUUAAACCUCGAGGAAGUUGCUGAUGCUCCUUUCGAAGUCGACGAUUUGUCACAGUACGAUUCCGACCUGGAUAUCAAAAAUGAGCCUGAAACGUGGAGUGAUUUGGUGGAAAAGAAGGUACAACGAAAACUCCAUGCCAAGGAUAUUAAGCGACAAGAUGUCAUGUAUGAACUCAUCUUCACGGAGAGUAACUACGUUCGAACGUUGAAAAUUGUUUCACGGAUUUAUUGUGUUGGGUUCAGACGAGAGUUGGGAAUGGAUGAACAAACAAUCAAGGCUUUGUUUCCAAGGCUUGAUGACCUCUUAGAAAUAAACGGGAAAUUCUGCGAGCGACUGAAAAAGAGACAGCUUGAAAGCAACAAUAAUGUGAUUGAGGAAGUUGGAGAUAUCCUUGUCGAUCAGUUUGAUGGUCCAAAGGGAGAGUUUAUGAAAGAGGUCUAUGGUUAUUUUUGCAGCCGACAUUUGCAAGCUGUUGCAUUAUACAAGGAACUAAUGAAGACGGAUAAGAAGUUUGCGCUGUUUGUCAGGAAAUGCAUGUUGAAUGAAAGGGUACGGCGACUGUCGAUCCCAGAAUGCAUCACUCUUGCCACUCAAAGACUGACCAAGUAUCCACUUUUGUUCGAGGCUGUCCUCAAAGCAACAAAAGAGGCAAAGAGUGAUUACGAAAACCUGAGAAAAUCAAUCACCAAAGUGAAACAAGUUCUGAUGGCCGUUGAUGAAUACGUCAGGGAUUAUGACAAGCAACAGCAACUUCUAGAAUUAAAAAGAAAAUUUGACCCACGUGGCGAGGUCCAGUUCAAAAAUGGGCAAACCUUCAAGAACUCCAAACUUUUUAGUAAAAGAAGCGCCUUAAUGCAUGAUGGGACGUUAACGUGGAAAGGAAAAGGAAAAACUCUUGAUGUGCGAGUUAUUCUUCUAGCUGAUAAAAUCUUCUUUUGCCACGAAAAAGACCAGAGGUACAGCCUGGUGUCUAUCGACAGCAAAUGUCCUGUUAUAUACCUAAAAAGUCUCAUGGCUAGAGAGGUUGCUACAGAUAUGAAGGCGCUGUUUCUUUUCGAUAAUGAAGGCCCAGAAAUGUACGAAAUGGUUUGCCCAUCAAUCAAAAGCAAAAAGCAGUGGAUGCAAGAAAUUAGCGCUUCGAUAAAAAACAGACCGGAUGAAGAAGAGGAAAAUCAGUCAGAUUUAGAGGAGGAAUUACGCAAAGAGGAAGAACAUCGGCUUGUACGGCUGAAAGAAAUAAUGGAAUCACUUCAAGUUGUUGACUACCAAUUCGUGAAUCUUAUCGCUGACAAAAACAAGUUGGUUGUGGAAAUGAGGGAACUGAUUGAGAAAAUGGGAUCUUCUUCAAAGAGCUCCACAUCGAACCUCGAACUUACCGCCACAGAUGUCCUAGAAGGAAGGGAAACCUUGGAAAAAGCGAUUUCUGAAGCGAGUUCUUUAACAGCGAUGCUGUAUGACAGUGAAAUGCACCUGCAAAAUUCACAAGCUCAGCAAGGACCUUCAUCUGGGCCUAAACGCGCGGAAACAUUUGGUGGCUUCGAUAGAAAUUCGAAGACUUUGAUGCCCCCCAUCCAAGUAUCUCGUGCAAGCUCACUUAAACAAGAGAACAGAUUAUCACUCGGGGGAAAGACAUUAGGGAUACUCGAGAAUAACAUCGGUUCGCAGGACCCUAAAGAGCGAGUUCGAAAAACCAGUCAAGGAAUUAUGUCUGUGAUUGGUCGAAGUAAACCGAAUGAAUCAUCAGAGGACCUCUCGUCAGCCUCAUCCUCGAAUUCAAACCUCGCUCCAGUUUCGAGUGCGACAGCUCAGAAAAUACUCGCAGUUACGCAGCUGAAAGACUGCCUGACCUCAUUAAUGGACAUCACGAAUAAACAAGACAUAGAGCUCGCAAGUAUAAGAGUUGAGCUGCAAGAAUCUCGAGUCGAAAUCAACAAACUGCGAUCUGAACGGCACGAGAUCGAAGAGAAAUUGGUACAACAGCAAAAGGAACACGAACGACAAAUCAGUAGACAAAAGGAGUCUUCCACCAAACUGGAACGAACUGUUGAGAAACUAACAAAACAAUUUAACGAAGUCAGGUAUUUAGAACGUCAAAAACGAAUGCAAGUUGGACUCUCGGGGAAGUCUUCGAAAAGUAACUCUUUAUCAUCGCUGCAUAAUAAAAACCAUAAGGGUCCUGUGCAGGAACAUUCGGGACGGUUGAGCCACAACAGGGACGAUAGCGAUGACACGGAUGUCAUUUUUUUCUAGUAUAUAGACGAGGUAAUAUUUUAAUGCAAGGUGUAUUUGGAAACUCAGUUGUUAAGGCUUGGUUUUAAAGGCUCAUUCAGACAACUAUUUGAAUUUUGGGAAAAAUGAUUCUGUCAAUCUGAUGUUGUGCUUAAACAAUGUGUCUGAGUCGAAGUGGAAUAUCUCAUUUCAUUGGUAAAGAUGUCCGUUGCUUCAUAACUAUAAGCCAAGAAUCCAUUCUGGUUCUUUGGUGUCUCUGGUCACCUCUGCACCAAACGAGACAUAGUUUGAUAUUACAUAAGAUAGCUGGACUUCAAAUACUAUUUGAGUGGGGCGUGCUUCAGGAUACUUGACAGGUUUGAUGAAGAUGACUGAUUGGGAGAGCCAUAAGGGUUCAUGCGGUUGGUUUGGAUCCAAAAGGCUCUAACAGCCUGAAAUACUUUCAAUGGCAACGGCCAUUCUCCCAUCAAUAUUUAUCAAGGCAAGUGAUAUGAUAAUUAUUGUUUUUGCACAAUUUUCGAUUGGCUUGGGUAUUUAAAUUCAGGAGAUUCCUGAUAGUUUCAUUACAUACUCUCUGAAUAGAUAAAUAAUGUUUUUUAUUGUGAGAUAUAUUUUCGUUUGAUUUGAAUUUUUUAGAUUUUAUGAUUACCAUAACAAAAUGUAAAUUUAUUUGCAUUGUCUAAGUACUUGUAUCGCGCAACUGUGAGGUCUUAAAUAAAAAUUGUCUUUAGGACUUUUUCGUAACUCAGUUUAAACGAAAUUCACUAAACUUGCAUGAUGGCAUUAACUUCAUGUUAUAAAAAGACCAGUCAUCAAGUUUGUAAGGUUGGUAAGGGGUAAAUAACAUGUCUAGAUUAAAUUGUUACCAAUAGAAUCUAGAAGAAACUACUCUAUACGCUCGACGGGUGUCAGCCAACAAGCCUCUCUUCUUUGGCCAUUUGUUUUGCACCACGUGAUACUUUUCAGCCUCUUAACAGAGGAGCUUGUCCCGGUUGCUAUAGAGAAGUUUCAUGUUGUUUCAAACCCGUUCAUUAAGUUCGCUCACCCUACUGUGCGCUCAGACACUUGUAGUUUAGUCGAGAUUUUAUGAGGCAUACUUUUAGAGAAAAGUGUCGUCUUUUUCUUUCUGUGUUCUCUUUAUUGGUUCACGUUUUACUCUGAAAUGUUAAGUGCCAUCACGCAGCUUUUCUCAUUAAUGGUGGAAAAGGUAUUACUAUGGGGUAUUUUUUCAUCUUUUCAUCAUCGAUAUGCAAUGCAUGAUAAACUGAUUCCUAUAUCAUUGGAUUCAUGACAUUUUCUUGACAAUAGACACCACACCCCCCCCCCACACCCCGACAUGAAUAGUUUUACUGAUUUUACUUAUUAUAUUUCUAAUUUAAUAAAGUUUACUGUUUUGCAAUUUGGCCCUAUUUAUAUCAGAGUUGCUAAUAAAUAGGCCGAUCGCGCGAGAAACUUUCCCUUUUAUGUUCUCUAUUUGGUACCUCCACGUUAGGCUGUUGUCUAUAGACUAUCGUUAAACACUGGCAACGAAGCAGGCUGCCCUGCCAUUGUAUUUACAUUUUGCCCAACAACCAUAGCUUAUGUUUUAACGACGUUCAAGGAUAGCUUAUUACCUUGAAGCUAUUUCUCGAUAUCGAUAAGUUCAGCGUUUAACACCGUGUGUGAUUCAUCCAAAGUUUUGGAGGAAUAUGAAAUCAUGAUAUCAUCAGCAUACAUGUUUGCCACAGCCUUCUUUAAUGCAAAGGGAAGAUCAUUUAUAUAGAGCAGAAAAAGAAGUGCUCCCAAGCAAGACCCUUGUGGCACUUCGAUAUCAAUAACUUUAAUGUCAGAAGAGACGCCAUUUACUUUGCAAAACUGCUUCCUGUUAUUCAAAUACGAUCGAAACCAAUCAUGUUCCAAGCCGCUGAUACCAUAGAAUUUGAUCUUAUCAAGAAGAAUGCCAUGAUCAACGGUAUCAAAGGCAAAAGUCAAUGAAAAUCAUAGCUGUAAAUUUCCCUUUAUCAAUGUUGACGUACCAGUCAUUCGUGCACUUCAGAAGGCAUGUGACAACAGAGUGUAAAGAGCGAAAACCGGACUGUUUUAAGCAUACGAGUUUUCGUCCAGAUAUCGAUAUAAUUUGUCGUACACAAGUUUUUCAAAUAAUCUAGAAACGGCUGGUAGAACAGAUAUUGGCCUGUAAUUUGACUUUUCAUCAGAAGGGCCCUCCUUAAAUAUGGGAGCUACCCUAGCAACUUUCAAGCUGUCAAGGAAAACACCCGAAGAUAAAGAGCGGCUCUAAAUAUCACAGAGUGAAUCACAAACAACAGGAAAGGCUACUUUUAAGAAAUAGCUGGCAAUGUUAUCCACACCAGACCCAUGUGAUGUAUUGAUAUUAUUUAAGGCCUUUUCGAUGGUCCUCUUGUCGAUUGCAACGAAUUUGAAUGGUUCUCUUCCAUUCGAGGGAUUUGUUAUAUCGUAUUGAUGAGGCAGAAGGGGAUUAGGCUGGGCGGGUAUCUUGUCACUGAGAUUCUUCCCCACGCUGCAGAAAUAAUCGUUCAUCGAGUUAGCGAUGUCAUGAUCGUUAUUGACCUCCUGUUCGUUCACUUUAAAGGAAUUAGUAGUUUUAGAUCCUUUAUUCAAAAGGAGGUUUAUUGUUUUCCAUGACUGUUUUAAGUCACCUUUACAGGCAGCUAAAUUCUUGGAAAAGUAUUCUUGUUUGAGAUUUUUGUUGAAAAUGUUAGACUUAUUUCGCAGUUGCUUGUAGGCAUCUAUCAGUAUAGUGGAUUUACGCUUAACGGCAGCAGUUUUCAUUCUGUCCCUCUGACGAAAAAGCGUUCUAAAAUCGCUAUUAAGCCAUG
Messenger RNA from Rhopilema esculentum, 9632 nucleotides. RefSeq lists its product as uncharacterized. The record is from RefSeq and is a predicted model, not a curated record. Lineage: Eukaryota; Metazoa; Cnidaria; Scyphozoa; Rhizostomeae; Rhizostomatidae. Gene Ontology annotation, biological process: regulation of Rho protein signal transduction. Gene Ontology annotation, molecular function: guanyl-nucleotide exchange factor activity.